CACAUCUCACGCCGCGACACCAUUGGCUCGCCCGACCUCGUGCUCCACGGAACGCACGGAACGCCAGCCAUUCUGUGUGAUGCCCUCGUAAUGAUUGAUGCUGCCGUUUAUAGGCUCUACCACAGCCCCGUUGAACCGCAGGCUAGGCUACACCGCGCGGCUGUCAUGCUUAUUUUAGCGGACGUCUCCAGAAACCUUUUCCGCCUCUGAACCAACCCCACGCACCCGAGCCUCCACCGCGAGCAGCGGGGCGACGCGGCGCUGCCUCCCGGUUGAGCGGCGGCGGCGGCGGCUGGAGGAUGGCACCGUGUCGGACUGCCUCUCCGUGUCUGUCCUCGGCUCGGCGGUCCAUCAAAAUGUGUUAAUUAGCUGCUCGCGCACGUUUGACGUUUGACGACGGACUGGUGUGGGAGCGACGACAGGACGCACCGCUGCGAUUAUGGAAAAGGAGUCCAGGUUUGAAGAGCUCUGAUCGUAUUGGCUCCACAGCCGGCCAGGUGGCCAGUCAGGUGACAGCAAGGCUGACUGAGGAGUGAGACCAACAGCAAGACCAGGAGACCCUCCUAUCACACCCGUAACUGCUUCCCCCAUCCCACUCCACCAUCACCGCCAUGUCUAUACUCUGCAGCAGCCCGGAAAGAGAGGGCUCUGGUGGGGCUCUGCCUCAGCUAGAGUGCCCGUCUUCCCCUCCCGGCAUGGACCCAGACCCGCCGUCAACAGGCAGCCCAGUGCUCAGCCCGGACUCAUCUUCCCACGAUGCAGCGCUGUCAGCGCCAGCGGUCUCUCCUGCGGACUCGGAGAACCUGAGUCCUGAUGAGCUGGAGCUGCUGGCCAAACUGGAGGAACAGAACAGGUUGCUGGAGGCCGAUUCCAAGUCCAUGCGGUCGAUGAGUGGCUCACGGCGCAACAGUGGCUCCUCGCUGGUUUCCAGCUCCUCAGCCUCCUCCAACCUGUCACACCUGGAGGAGGACACCUGGAUCCUGUGGGGUCGCAUCGUCAACGAGUGGGAGGAGUGGAGACGCAAGAAGGACAAACUCCUGAAGGAGUUGAUCAGGAAAGGCAUCCCUCAUCAUUUCCGUGCCAUCGUUUGGCAGCUGCUAGGCAACGCCACGGACAUGCCGGUGAAGAAUCAGUACUCUGAGCUGCUGAAGAUGUCCUCGCCCUGCGAGAAGCUCAUCCGCAGGGACAUCGCCCGCACUUACCCUGAGCACGAGUUCUUCAAAGGCCAGGACAGCCUGGGGCAGGAGGUCCUCUUCAAUGUCAUGAAGGCGUACUCUCUGGUGGAUCGAGAGGUGGGCUACUGCCAAGGCAGUGCAUUCAUCGUUGGCUUGCUGCUUAUGCAGAUGCCCGAGGAGGAGGCGUUUUGUGUUUUCGUGCGUCUGAUGCAGGAGUACCGGCUGAGGGAGCUGUUCAAACCCAGCAUGGCCGAGCUGGGCCUCUGCAUCUACCAGUUUGAGUAUCUGUUACAGGAGCAACUUCCGGAGCUGAACGUCCAUUUCCGGUCCCAGAGUUUCCACACGUCCAUGUAUGCCUCAUCCUGGUUCCUCACUCUUUUCCUCACCUUCCUCCCUCUGCCUGUUGCCACUCGCAUCUUUGACAUUUUCAUGUAUGAGGGUUUAGAGAUUAUCUUUCGUGUGGGCUUGGCCAUCCUGCAGUACAACCAGACGGACCUCAUUCAGCUGGACAUGGAGGGCAUGUCGCAGCAUUUCCAGAAGGUGAUCCCCCACCAGUUUGACAGCUGCCCCGACAAGCUGAUCCUCCGGGCCUACCAGGUCAAAUACAACCCCAAGAGGAUGAAGAAACUUGAGAAAGAAUACACCGCAAUCAAGAACAAAGAAAUGGAGGAGCAGAUUGAGAUCAAGAGAUUACGCACAGAAAACCGGCUGCUGAAGCAGAGGAUUGAGACGCUAGAGAAGGAGAGUGCUGCUCUGGCAGACAGACUGAUCCAGGGUCAGGUGACAAGAGCACAGGAAGCAGAGGAGAACUACGUGAUCAAGCGAGAGCUGGCGGUGGUGAGGCAGCAGUGCAACACAGCCAGCGAGAGCCUCGAGAAGGCACAGGACACCAUCAGAGAGCUGCAGCAGCAGAAGUACACAGAGCAGUUCGUGAGCAGUUUGCAGACCGAGCUGGAGCAGUCCCGACUGCGAGAGGCUGAACUGCUCGGAGCGCUGAAGGAAAUGCAGGACAAAGUGCUCGACCUGGAGAAGAGGAGCAGUUGUCUGCCUGAUGAGAACAACCUGGCGGCUGUGCAGGAGGAGGUGAAGCAGAUGAAGCUGAGGGAGCUGGAGACGCUGCGCUCAUUCCGGGAGAUGCAAGACACUGUCACUGAGCUCAACCAGCGCUGGCAGCAUCAUAUGUCAUCCCGUGGCAGCAGCACCGGUGGAGGCGGUGGCCACUGGAAGGAAUCCCCGAAGAAGAACGCCAUGAAUGAAAUGCAGGACAAACUGAUGACGGUCAGACUGAGGGAGGCCCAGGCCCAGGCCGAGCUCCGAGAGGUCAAACUAAAAUCCCUGCAGCAGGAGAGCCAGAACCAGAUCCACAGCAAGCUGAUUGGCCGCCACGAGCAGGAACGCUCCGCAAUGCAGGACCGGCUCCAGAUGUUGGCCAAUCAGAACAAAGCUCUCCAGGCCCAACUCAACGAGAUGAAGAGGAAGCAGGCCGAGUUCGACUGCAAGAGUAAAGAGGAAGUGAUGGCAGUGCGGCUGAGGGAAGCAGACAGUAUGGCGGCCAUGGCUGAACUCAGGCAGAAGAUCGCUGAACUUGAGAUACAGAAGGAGGAAGGGCUGAUCCAGGGCCAGCUCAACCACUCAGACUCCAGACAGUACAUCACCGAGCUCCGGGACCAGAUUGCUGAGCUCAAGAAUGAGAUCAGGCUGUUGCGAGGGCAUAAGACGGCCCCCAGCUCCGGCGUCAGCGGUGGAGGGUUAAGUACCAACUAUCAGGAUCUCUGCCUGACCAGCCCCGCCUCUGCAGAGGGGGACUACCUGAGCUCAGAUGAGGAUCUUCUCCCCAGCCCGCUGCCUCCCAAUGCCCUCUAUCCCGCCAUGUCCGGUUCGUGUCACCCAUCUGCCCGCCUCGACAGCGAGGGCAGCACAGACAGCGAGGCGGAGGAACGCAUGCGGAUACAUCCGGACCCACAGCAGCUGUACGGGAGCAUGGUGUGUGCAGAGGGGCUGGAAAACUGAGAUCUAGAGGGGUUGAGAGGAGUCCGUUGGAUUUCUUUGACCUAAAGAGACGCUGGGGCCCCUACCGGACUGGGCUGCUUCUGUAAACUGGGACUGGCAUAUCCAAUCCAUUCCUCCUCCUCGACUUUUCCAGUGUUCCUCUUUUACUCGAUGCAGACAUAAUGGCAUUGAUUGGACCUCUUUUGGUCGUCACUACCUGUAGUCUCCGUUCCUGUUACUGCCUCCUCCACCUUGUUUCCCACACUGUCCGUACCCAGUCUGUGAGGUAAUAUAAAGCCUAUCUUCUUGUUCCCACGUGUAUCUGCGCCAGAAACUGUCUGUUUGCCUGCCAUAUCCAUCCAAUCACAAACAAACUGAGUCUGGACAAACUAGUCUGCUGCAGCCUGCUGCUUGAGAUCAACACCGGGACCUGAUUCUGUGACCAUGACGAGGACUGAAACAUGGGUAGACAGAUGGAACUCCUCCCUUUUCCUGAAAACUGAAUGAUAGACACUUGACAGUAUGCUCUGUCUACCCUUCCAUACCUCUCCUUACAUUGGUUCAGAGUUAAAUACAUUUUAAUCUUUUCUUUUCCCUUUUCAUGGCUUUCUUUAGAAAUACACACAUCCAUCUUCACUGCCUUCAGAAAAAAAAACUUCUGCCAUCCAUUCACAGAAGGAAAUUAAAAAUGUUGAUGAGUGUCAGAAAGGAAGCUGAAGUGUAUGAAUAUGUACACAUCAAACUGUCAUAAGAUGGCAUCCAUAGGUGAUUCAUGAACACUUAAACAUACUAACACGUGUGGUUUGUGUCUGUGGCUUGCAGUUAACGAGAAGGAAAGCAGGUUAAUACGAAAGCUCAUGUCAAAAAAUGUUCACCAUGACCCACAAAAAGAAGGAAGAAAGAUACCCAAUGUUGCCAAAUCUUUUGUUUUAAAAUUAUUUAUAUGUUGUAAUUUAUUUUGAUAUUUUUGUUAUUUUUUAUAUAUCUAUAUGAAACUAGGAGCGUAGAGAUACCGACAGAGGCCAAACUUUCUACAGCGUCCUUUGUGCCAACUAUUACAGGUUUACUGUGACACUGAGUGUUUCAGAGGUGGAAAAUGUGCUGCUAUGAUUUUAAAAUUUGCCUCUUCCAUUUUGUUCUCUCUAUUGUUGUUGUUUUGUUUUUGUUAAACUAUUUUGGGCAGUUUCACAUGAUUCCCUGCUUCUCAGUAUUUAUCUAUGAUGGAAAUGUGGUUUCCUUUAAAACCGAUAACUAUCAUUGUGUGUGUGUUUGUGUGUGUGUGUGUGUGUGUGUGUGUGUGUGAGAGUUAUAGUUUGACCAGUUUGGGAACUAAGUUUAUUCACUUUUCCGCCUCAGAGAUGAGCUGUUUUCAGACAUGAACUCUGGAAAAAUUUCAGGAAAAUUGUGUCCGGACAUUUUCCAGAGAUUGCCAUGCACACAUGAAGAACACAGCAGGAGAUUGCCUGAGUCAGAUGCGUUCACAAUAGCAGAAAAGAUUCCUGGGUAGAGCACCCGCUCGCUCGCCAGGAGUCUUGCUGCUCUAAUCUCACAUUGCCUGACUUGCACAUUUUCCAGAAAUUUCACUUGGGGGCUGGUUGGAACAUUUUCUGGAAUAAGAUACAAAGCAACAUUUGCAUUCUCACAUGCAGCCCCUCCAGAAAAACCGCAGGGCCUGCCCAUUUCUUUAGUUUUUCUGCUUUUCAAAUCACCAAUCACUAAAUUAGCUCCAGAGGUGCUGGUAGACAGAGCCUGCUGUUUCCCCCUGUUUCAAGUCUUUAUGCUAAACUAAUCUAACCAGGCAUGAGGUUGAUAUAAACACUUGUAGUUCCCAAAAUGUCAGAAUUUUCCUUUAAUUGUCAGAGUCCCGUACAAGCAAAAGGAGGGAUCCAGGUAACAGUGCUGGAAUCACCCCUUCAUGUGCUCUCAUCACUCUCGGACGACUAAAGGUAAAAUCGCAGCAUGCGGGCCAAUGAAAGUGGAGGGAGUAGUUCCUAUUGUAAUGACGGCAACAACAAAUGCUGUUGUCAUGACUGGAGAGUGUGUGGGUCGGAAAUAUUUUACAUAUCAAACAUUAAUAUAUCCUCUGUGGGGCGGGGGGUAUAAUGUAUGGAGAAAUAUGAAAUAUACAGUGUGGCAGGAACAAAAGUAUAUAGAUGAAGUAUAUGAAAGCUGUAUCACUGUCAGUCAAGACUUGUACUAGACAUGGUGAGAAGACUAGUGUGUGUUGUUUAUCAGACAGGGUGGCCAUCUGCUUUUUGCACAACAGAGAAAGAUAAAAAAAACUCUCUGAGACGUGGAUCAAUGGAUUCAUGGUGGGGUGUAUUUUAUUCUGGGAUUAACCAUCCUGACUUGUGUUUCAUUAUUCUUCGGACUAAAGAUUUUCUCGUAAAUUCUCUGACGGCUCACUCUAUGCUUCGCAGAUCUGGCAUUUCGGUGCAGUACAAGCGAAGGAAUGGCAAAGCAGAGCAUUGUUGCCAUCUUUCUAGAAAUAAGGAAAUAGGUUCUUCCAGUAAUGGCCAUUUAAAAACUAAAGAGGAUGUUGGUUUGCCCCCAUACUGUUGCAAAUAACAGCCUUUUGGUGGUCAUUGGUGGGUGUAGCAACUGAAAUCUACACUGGAAUCGGUGUUUGGAUAUCUAUCAUCAGACCAUAUCAUUAUAUGUGUAGUACUAAUCAGUUCACAUCAGUUGCUUAGAGUUCCUAGUAUGUACAGAAUGAUGUCUGCUGUCAGCUCUGUUGAGAAUGAGAGUUGAGCCCUUAAAUCCAUUUACUCUAGGUCCUAACUGAAUUGGCCACUAAAAGUUAGAAUCCCUCACGUUUUUAUUAUAUCAGACACCAUUUCUGAUAAUAAGCAAUAGGUAAUCAAUGCAGUUACUCUUUGUAAUCGCCUAUAUAGAAGUGUUAAUUGUAAUGAGUGGAAUAAGCCUCUCUCUUGAAAGAUUCCAAGGAUUUACAAUGGUUCAUCAAUUUUUUUCUGGAUCUGAUGCUGAAGACAUAAUUUCAAGCUUUUCACAUAAUGCGACCUUUGUUCGUGUGCUCAGCAUCACGGUGUCAGAAAACAGCAGCAUGGUUUUCAACAUGUGCAACGGUGAAUAGUCAAGAGGGGGACAGACAAAUGUUACACUUGACUGAAUUGGUAAUGCUGGUGUAUUGAUAAACACAAAAUGAGACAAUGAGCGAUGGAAAUAGACCUGAACAAAUCAUGAUGUACAUGAAUGAAGCUCCACUGAGAUGGAAAAAAAAUGUGGCACACAUAAACAUCCGAUCUGUGUGGAGCCAACAUGAAUGCCAUAUUUAUCAGAUUAAACACUCAUCAUUUUCUAAAUUGUUUGUCACUGAGGUUUGACUGGUGCUUUUUAAAUCACAUCCUCUAAUGAUUGAAUGGCACCUAAGUGGAGAAUUUACAGAAUUGUUUGCAUUCUGUUUUGGCUAUGGAAACCAGGCUAUUGCUGACAUUUGUUGUUGUUUGUUUUCUUCAUUAAAAUAUUGAGGUGGUAAAUAGAUCCCAUUAUUUGUUUGACUACACUGUAAAGCAAAUUGCUCAUUUUUGACAAAUUAUUCAUUCAAAGCAUGUUUUAGAUUUAUCCUUGGAACCUGUAUUAUUACCAUUAACUGCAGGUUUUGCCAAAUCUACCACAAAGGAAGUUUUAAGGGGAAUAUGGUAAUAUAAUAAUGUAUUUAGAUAUUUCCAUUGGGAUUUCAGUCAAAAUCCUGUGUCCUUUCCAAAAUUCAAACUAAUCUGCACCCAGAUCAGGACUUUGUGUCCGUCAACACAUCUGUAUGCUGCUGUUCAGGGAUGGUGCUCUGUUCUCACCACUGUCUAAACACAACUCUACCUACUGUGACAUAACAUUUUGAUAUGUUUGUAAAUUACUUUUGAAUAUGGUACUACUGUAGCUGUCAUCCUUUUAUAUCCUUUUAAUAAUUACCAUCAGUACUUUAUUUUCUCCUGCUAACAGCAUUACGUGAGAUCAUAAUGAUUAAACAUCAUAAUGUGCCAUAAAAGUAGGUAGAUUUACACACUUCACUAGAUGACUUCAUGUAUGUUUAUCAACAAGUCAGCUACUACAGCCCUUCUCUAAAAAGCCAUGUAAUAUAAAGUUUAUUUUGCGUGGAUUGAAAUAUGAUCACAUUGUGUUGGUCCAGACUUAUCAUGUUGAACCUGAUUUAAAGCGCGAAAUACAACACAGCACCAAAAGCAAGAAUGUUCCGUGCAGACAGUCCUCAUCCUGGUCAGUCUGGUGAAGGAUUUUGCCGACUCGUGCUGUAUGUGACGGCUGGUUGACGUCCAACCUUGUCCACCCUCCCUCUUUCUCUCUUGCAGUUCAGCUGAUGUUGUUGUCAAAUAUAUUAAACGCCAGUAAAGAUAAUAUAAAUUCCUGUAUGAUGGGGAAAAAAACAUUUCAGUGUUCUGUAUCCUAUGAAUGAUACAAAAUAAACUUUGACAUUGCACCUUU
Molecule: messenger RNA, 7619 nt
Organism: Scophthalmus maximus (turbot)
Lineage: Eukaryota; Metazoa; Chordata; Actinopteri; Pleuronectiformes; Scophthalmidae
Gene: evi5l
Product: ecotropic viral integration site 5 like
Exons: 20
Coding region: 612-3185 (857 amino acids)
Source: RefSeq, a predicted model, not a curated record